UCUGUGACUUUAGACUGAAUUUAGUUAAUUUUUUGAUAAGCAAACAAACCUCCCUUCCAUCUUCUCAGGCCCUUCAAAUUUGUAUUGUUUGCGUUGUAGCUGCUGAAACAGGUUUGCUGCAUUGUGUCACCAAAGAUGUGUGUUUGCCAGUCAUUAGAAUUGCUUCACCAUUUUCUCAACCGCAGUUAUGCUGACUCACUAUCGUUGUGGCAGAACCGAGAGACAAGUUGCCUUCACUGAGAUGACAACAUGAAGUCCAAAGUGCAGAUGCUCUUCAUCAUCUGCUGCUGUUUUUUUGCAGCAUGUCUGGGUCGAGUUAACUUUCCUGAGGAAGAAAAGGAUCCCAACUUCUGGAGAUCAAUGGCCCAGCGGACUCUUCAAAAAGCGCUGACUCUUCAACAGCUAAACCAGAACGUAGCGAAAAACCUCAUUCUGUUCAUAGGUGACGGGAUGGGUGUUUCCACGGUGACAGCAGCUCGGAUACUGAAGGGUCAGCUGAGCGGACAUUCUGGGGAGGAAACCCAGCUGGAGAUGGACAAGUUUCCUUAUAUGUCUUUGUCCAAGACAUACAACACGGAUAUACAGGUGGGCGAAAGCGCUGCCGCAGCCACGGCCCUUCUGUGUGGGGUCAAGACCAACCGGGGCAUAGUGGGCUUGAAUGCGGCUGCUAUUCGCUACCAGUGCAACACCUCCCAGGGCAACGAGGUCACUUCCAUCUUCAAGUGGGCCAAGGAUGCAGGAAAGUCAGUGGGAGUAGUCACAACGACUCGCAUCACUGGUGCCACACCUUGUGCCACCUAUGCCCAUACUGUGGAACGACACUGGUACUCGGACAGCGAUAUGCCAGAAGAGGCGCUGAAGGGUGGAUGCAUAGACAUUGCCAGACAACUGUUUGAAAAUAUUCCAAAUAUUGAGGUUAUGAUGGGUGGCGGAAGGAUGUACAUGUACCCGAAAAACACGCCGGAUGUCGAGUAUCCCGACAUGGAGCAACACAACGGCACACGGAAUGAUGGCCGGAACCUGAUACAGGAAUGGGUUGACAAAAUGAAGGACAAAGGAGGCCAUUAUGUGUGGAACAAGUCGCAAUUCUUAUCACUCAACCCCAGCAGAGUCAAUUACUUACUAGGUCUAUUCGAACCUUUGGAUCUCAUGUACGAAAUAGAGAGGGAUACGGACAACGAGCCUUCACUCACAGAGAUGGUGGACAUGGCCAUUAAGAUCCUUAGGAAGAACCCUAAUGGAUUUUAUCUGCUGGUAGAAGGAGGACGUAUCGAUCAGGGUCACCACCGAAACAAGGCUCAGUUGGCCCUGCACGAUGCCGUGGAAAUGGAUCGAGCUGUCGGUCGAGCGGGUCUCCUGACCAGCGAAUUUGAUACAUUGACCGUUGUCACUGCCGACCAUUCGCACGUGUUCAACUUUGGAGGUUACACCUACAGAGGAAAUGACAUAUUCGGCUUGGCUCCCGAUUUAAGUGAUGUUGACCAUAAGCCCUUCACCGCCAUCUCGUAUGGAAACGGACCAGGUUACAAGCUGGUCAACGGUGAAAGAGAGAACAUCUCCACUGUUAACUAUCGUGACCCCAACUACCGGGCCCAGUCAGCCGUCCCUCUGAAGUCUGAUACGCAUGGCGGCGAAGAUGUGGCCGUGUACGCUAAAGGUCCACUGGCUCACCUGCUGCAUGGCGUCCAAGAGCAGAGCUACCUGCCAUACGUUAUGGCCUACGCCGCCUGCAUCGGGAACAACACGGCACACUGCUCCGAUCGGAAUGGGACUGGGGUGUAACAGUGUUAUAUUUUACUGGUGGGCUUUUAUUUUGAAGGGUCGGACUUUACCGGAUGCAGGAAUUGUUGCCAAAGAGACUCGAUACCUGAGG
Molecule: messenger RNA, 1873 nt
Organism: Doryrhamphus excisus (bluestripe pipefish)
Lineage: Eukaryota; Metazoa; Chordata; Actinopteri; Syngnathiformes; Syngnathidae
Source: RefSeq, a predicted model, not a curated record